Ornithorhynchus anatinus (platypus) is the source of this 1170-nucleotide messenger RNA. RefSeq names its product caveolae associated protein 3 (gene CAVIN3). Lineage: Eukaryota; Metazoa; Chordata; Mammalia; Monotremata; Ornithorhynchidae. The record is from RefSeq and is a predicted model, not a curated record. Gene Ontology annotation, cellular component: cytoplasm; caveola. Gene Ontology annotation, molecular function: protein kinase C binding. The transcript is spliced from 2 exons. The coding region runs from base 84 to 914 and encodes 276 amino acids.
AGCAAAGAAGAGGGAGAAGGGAAGAAGAGGAGGGAAGAGCAGGCAGCAGGAGGGCGCAGGAAGAGGCGGGAGGCGCCGGGGCGAUGGGGGAGAGCGCGGGCGAGGCCGGCCAGGGCGCCGCGGUGCACGCGGUGACGGUGGUGACGCUGCUGGAGAAGCUGUGCGCCAUGCUGGAGGCGGUGCGGGAGCGGCAGGGCGGGCUGUGCCGGCGGCAGGGCGGGCUGGCGGGCGCCGUGGCCCGCAUCGAGGGCGGCCUGGGCGCGCUGGGCCGCAGCCACGGCCGCACCGGCGGAGCCCUGGCCCGCCUCCUCCGCCGCGCCGCCAGGGUCAGCGCGCACGCCAGCCACGCCCGGCGCAGCGCCCUCCGCCGGGCCGACGGGGUACAGCGCCUCCACCGAAACCACGCCCUGCUCGUCGCGCGCGGAGGCCUGCACGUGCUGCUCUUCAAGGAGGAGUCGGAGAUCCCGGCCCGCGCCUUCCUGAAGGGUCCGGAGCCCGAGGGGCCGGCCGAGCCGGAGCCGGAGCCGGAGCCGGAGGAGGAGCCGGAGUCGGAGGCCGGGGAGAGCUCGGAGGACGAGGACGAGCCCAAGGAGAGCCGGGCCGAGCGGCUGCGGCGCUCGGGGCUGCAGAAGAUGCAGAGCCUGCGCCGGGCGCUGUCGCACCGCAAAGGCCCCGCGCCCCCGCCGCCCACUCCGGCCAAGCCGCCGCGCCUGGGCCCGGCCCGGGGCAAGGAGCCGCACGGGCCGGAGGAGCCCGGGCCGGAGGAGCCCGGGCCGGAGCAGGCCGGGCCGGAGGAGCCCGGGCCGGAGCAGGCCGGGCCGGAGCAGCCGGAGCGGGCCGGGCAAGCCGAGGAGGGCCAGGGGAAGCCCGCGCCCGAGGAGCCCGCGCUGCUGCAGCUGGAGAGCUUGGCCUAGGACCGGGCAUCCCCGGGCCUCGAGCCCCCGCCCCGCGAUGGCCCUCACCGGAGCCCCGCACACGCCACGCGAUAGCCUCCUCUGCCCGCUCACGCCACGCCACAGCACCAGCACUCCACCGCUGUCCGGGAGCCUCCGGACAGUACCUCCCUUUCCUCUCCUCCCGAGCCCCAGACCCCUCUUCUCCACUGCCCGGCAGAUCCGAACCCCCGGGGGAUCGGGAUCAAUAAACAGAACUCACUUGCCUAUGCAUUCA